AUGCCGCGGACGAUCAUCACUGACCACAAGGCCACGCCGCCGCCGACGCCGUGCGUCACCAUUGACAAGGAGACCGAUGUGUUCAUCAUCACCGACAUGCAGGUCGACUUCUUGGCACCUGGCGGGUCUCUCCGUGUAACGGGAGGUGAAGCGCUGCUGGAUGGCAUCAACGCCGUGUCUUCCCAGUUGCCGUUCCGCUACCAAAUCGCCACGCAGGACUGGCAUCCGGAGAAUCAUUGUUCCUUCGUCACCCAGGGCGGGCUGUGGCCCCCGCACUGUGUGCAGGGCUCGGAGGGAGCGCAGCUUCACCCAGAGCUCAGCACACAACACAUCAACGCCGUUAUACGCAAAGGUGCCUCGCAGGAUGUGGACAGCUACUCGGCCUUCGAGGAUGAGAACGGGGUGUCGACGGGCCUGGCGGGGCUGCUGCACUCCAUCGGCGCUCGCCGCGUGUUUGUGUGCGGGGUGGCCUUCGAUUUCUGUGUCUUCUUCACCGCAAUGGACGCGCAAAGGUAUGGAUUCAGCGUUGUGCUGCUGGAGGACUUGACGGCCGCCGUGGACGACGCGGCGCGCCCGGUGCGAACAGCGGAGCUAAUAGAGGCCGGUGUCGUGCUGCUGAAGAGUUCCGCACUCAUGGCGUAA
This is a messenger RNA of Leishmania mexicana MHOM/GT/2001/U1103, 642 nucleotides long. RefSeq names its product alpha/beta-hydrolase-like protein. Bases 1 to 642 code for a protein of 213 amino acids. The record is from RefSeq and is a predicted model, not a curated record. Lineage: Eukaryota; Euglenozoa; Kinetoplastea; Trypanosomatida; Trypanosomatidae. The transcript has a single exon.